This is a messenger RNA of Homarus americanus (American lobster), 1043 nucleotides long. Its product is annotated as basic salivary proline-rich protein 1-like. The annotation marks the transcript as partial. Lineage: Eukaryota; Metazoa; Arthropoda; Malacostraca; Decapoda; Nephropidae. The transcript has 8 exons. The record is from RefSeq and is a predicted model, not a curated record.
AUGGCCCCCCAGGGCCAUCUCAGAAGCGGCGGCGUUCCUCGGGGCCCUCCCAAAGGUGGCGGAGGGUCUCUAACAGAUGCCCUCCGGGGGCAACGUUCCCAUGGGCCCUCCCAUUUGCCCUACCAGGUGCGGCGCCCUAAGGGGCCCUCGCAGGAACGUCGGCGCACCCAGUGGCCGUCCCAGGGGCGGCGACGCCCCCAAGGACCCUCCCUAGGAAGCGGCGGCGUUCCUCGGGGCCCUCCCAAAGGUGGCGGAGGGUCUCUAACAGAUGCCCUCCGGGGGCAACGCUCCCAUGGGCCCUCCCAUUUGCCCUACCAGGUGCGGCGCCCUAAGGGGCCCUCGCAGGAACGUCGGCGCACCCAGUGGCCGUCCCAGGGGCGGCGACGCCCCCAAGGACCCUCCCUAGGGGCAGCGCUCCCUGGGGGCCUCCCAUUUGCCCUGACAGGUGCGGCGCUUCCAGGGGCAUUCCCAGGGGCAACGGCGCACCCAGUGCCAGUAGCGCCCCCGGAGCCCUCUCAGGGACAACGGCGCUCUGAGGGGCCCUGCCAGGGGAUGUGGAGUCCCAGGAGCCCUGGGAGGGUCGUUGAUGCCCUCCGGGGGCAACGUUCCCAUGGGCCCUCCCAUUUGCCCUACCAGGUGCGGCGCCCUAAGGGGCCCUCGCAGGAACGUCGGCGCACCCAGUGGCCGUCCCAGGGGCGGCGACGCCCCCAAGGACCCUCCCUAGGGGCAGCGCUCCCUGGGGGCCUCCCAUUUGCCCUGACAGGUGCGGCGCUUCCAGGGGCAUUCCCAGGGGCAACGGCGCACCCAGUGCCAGUAGCGCCCCCGGAGCCCUCUCAGGGACAACGGCGCUCUGAGGGGCCCUGCCAGGGGAUGUGGAGUCCCAGGAGCCCUGGGAGGGUCGUUGAUGCCCUCCGGGGGCAACGUUCCCAUGGGCCCUCCCAUUUGCCCUACCAGGUGCGGCGCCCUAAGGGGCCCUCGCAGGAACGUCGGCGCACCCAGUGGCCGUCCCAGGGGCGGCGACGCCCCCAAGGACCCUCCCUAGG